GGCAUUACUGGAAUUGUGGAGCUCCUUGACGAUGGGACUGCACUCAAGGCACCAUAUCCAGGUUCUGAGAUCGAAAACAGCAUCAUAGAUAUCGCCAAAGAAGCCAGUAUCUAUCGUCGCAUUGGACGCAUAAGAGGCUUGGAAGGUCUUGUGCUUGAAUAUAUGAAAAACGGUGAUCUCAAGACAUAUCUUCAGGCUCACGACCCGAUAUCGACGAGCCUCAAAUUGAAGUGGGCGUACCAAGUCGCAGAGGCUGUCGAUCUCUUGCAUAGAAACGGAAUUAUCCAUUGCGAUAUCAAACCACGAAAUCUUCUGUUAGAUACAGCCUUCGACAUCAAGACUAUUGACUUCUCUGGCUCUUCACUAGAUGGUUCGAAGCCAGCCUCUGGUGAAGGAACCCGGUUUUUUCUUCCACGACAUUGGAGAGAGCAACCGACGGUGGCCACAGAUCUUUUCGCACUAGGGUCGACUCUCUAUGAGAUUACUCAAGGCACCAGCCCGUAUGAGGAGCUUCCUAGUAAUGAGGUUGAAAGUCUUUUUACUCAAAAAGAGUUCCCCGAUAUAUCUGAUAUACUAUGUGGACAAAUCAUCAAACAAUGUUGGCUAUCUCAGAUUGAUUCAGCAGCGAAUGUGAAAACUGCCGUCUGGGAUAUUAUCUCUCGCACAUCCAACGUCGACUGUAUCCCUCACCUCGAUGGUUUGGACACUGCUCAGGAUAUGUUGAUUGGCUUGGUUUAUCCUUAG
Molecule: messenger RNA, 744 nt
Organism: Penicillium psychrosexuale
Lineage: Eukaryota; Fungi; Ascomycota; Eurotiomycetes; Eurotiales; Aspergillaceae
Product: kinase domain-containing protein
Exons: 2
Biological process (GO): protein phosphorylation
Molecular function (GO): ATP binding; protein kinase activity
Source: RefSeq, a predicted model, not a curated record